Trypanosoma grayi is the source of this 363-nucleotide messenger RNA. RefSeq lists its product as hypothetical. The record is from RefSeq and is a predicted model, not a curated record. Lineage: Eukaryota; Euglenozoa; Kinetoplastea; Trypanosomatida; Trypanosomatidae. The coding region runs from base 1 to 363 and encodes 120 amino acids. The transcript has a single exon.
AUGAACGCGCCGCAACUUUCCACAGCAGUCGCAGCUGAUCCAACAGAAGGAUGCCACCACAGCAGCAUCGUUGUGGAUAAGCGUGUUAAGGUGCUGCGUUACUCGACCACUAUGCGAAGGCUCUGCAGCAGAUUCAAACGGUUCAUACGUUUCAUUCUUCAGGUCGACUCCACCUUGUGGUUUCCUGGCGAGACGCUCACUGCGCCGUCCGUGAAGCUCCUUUGUCAGUUCUUCAUUCAGGCGCUGCUGCUGGGGCUCCAGAGGCCCGCGUUGCCGAAUGCUUUUACUCAGGCUACUACCAGCACCACAGCUUCCCUUCUCAUUGCCCUUGACACAAUCCAUGGCAGUAUACAACUCACCUAG